AUUUGCUCACACAGAAGCCAUUUCCACUCUCCACACUCUCUCACUCCCUCCGCCAUCCUCAAAAUCUCCUCCUCCUCCUCCUCCUCCUCCUCCUCCAUUAAGACACCCAAAACCAUGGAAAACUACCCAAAACCCCAAGAUCACAAGGAGAACCCACCUCCACAAACCCCCAACUCCGGCGCGGCGGCGUCGUCUCCGCCUCCGACGGCGAGACCCGGCGCCGACGCCGUCCCCUACCCCACCACCUUCGUCCAAGCCGAGCCCUCCACCUUCAAGCAGGUCGUCCAGAUGCUCACCGGCUCCUCCGACACCGCCGCCGCCGCCGCCGCCGCCGCAUCCCCGAAGCACCCUCCCGCCGCCGCGGCGGCGAAGGGCGCCCCAGGCCCCAAAAGGCCGGCCUUUAAGCUGUACGAGCGCCGCAGCAGCACGCUCAAGAGCCUGAAGGUCCUCAGCCCCCUCAUGCCCGCCUUCGUGUUCUCCAACCCCUGCUCCUCCUCCUCGCCCUCGUUCUCGCCGCGCGGCGCGGCGGAGGUCCUCUCGCCGAGCGUGCUGGACCUGCCCUCGCUCGUCCUCAGCCCCGUCACGCCGCUGCUCCCCGACCCCUUCGCCCGCCCCACUCCACCGCCGCCGGGGACGGAGGCGGCCGAGGCGGCCGAGGAGCGGGCGAUCGCCGAGAAGGGCUUCUACCUCCACCCCUCCCCGCGCGCCGGUCUCCCGCCGCGGCUGCUCCCGCUUUUCCCCGUGACGUCGCCGCGCCUCGCCCCCGCCUCCUCCUCCGCUUCCGCUUCUGCCCCUGCUUAAUUGGCCGCUUGGAUGUGUGCCUACUCACUGUUUGAUCUUUGUACUCUCUGAUCAGCUUUUUCCUUAUUUUUUUAGUUAAUUGGGAGAGAAAUGGGAUCGGGGUGAGAUCUCCUCUUGAGUUGUAAAAUUUGAUCUUUUCUUCUUCGUGUUAUUACUGUUAUCAUUAUUAUUCUCUUUCUCUCUCUCUGGUGCAAAUCAAUUCGGAGGAGAUAAAUGAUCUGAGUACUGUUCUCUUUCAAAUUUAUUUUCCUUUAUAUAUUUGUUUUGAUUAAA
Molecule: messenger RNA, 1074 nt
Organism: Ananas comosus (pineapple)
Lineage: Eukaryota; Viridiplantae; Streptophyta; Magnoliopsida; Poales; Bromeliaceae
Product: VQ motif-containing protein 4-like
Exons: 1
Coding region: 115-801 (228 amino acids)
Source: RefSeq, a predicted model, not a curated record